Messenger RNA from Bufo gargarizans (Asiatic toad), 1755 nucleotides. RefSeq names its product vomeronasal type-2 receptor 26-like. Gene Ontology annotation, biological process: G protein-coupled receptor signaling pathway. Gene Ontology annotation, molecular function: G protein-coupled receptor activity. Lineage: Eukaryota; Metazoa; Chordata; Amphibia; Anura; Bufonidae. Bases 1 to 1755 code for a protein of 584 amino acids. The record is from RefSeq and is a predicted model, not a curated record. The transcript is spliced from 7 exons. Gene Ontology annotation, cellular component: membrane.
AUGGCUGAAAGACAGGAUUUUAAGGGUUUCAUACAUUCUCUGAUUUUUUUCUUUGCAAUUGAUAAUAUUAACCGGGAUCCUGACAUUUUACCCAAUAUUACCCUGGGAUACCACAUAUAUGAUUCAUGCUUAGAUCGGAGAUUGGCUGUAAAGCAUGUAUUACAUCUUCUGUCUGGCCCGGAUACGCUGAUACCUAAUUACUCUUGUACAGGCCAUGGCCAGCUGGCUGGUAUCAUUGGAGAUCACCACUCAUCCACCACUAUUCCUGCAGCACAGAUCCUUGGAAUAUAUGGACAUCCUCAGAUCAGCUAUGGAGCCACCGAACACUCAUUAUCCGAUAGAUUCCUCUAUCCACAUGUCUUCAGAUCUGUCCAGAAUCACCACAUCCACAAUAUGGUCAUCACCAAACUGUUGGAGCACUUUGGCUGGACCUGGGUUGGGAUUUUAGUGUCGGAUGAUGAUACCGGAGAGAAUGAACUGCAAAUACUGACAAAGUACAUGAGAGAGCACGGGAUCUGUGCCGCCUUCACCAUAAAACUUACAGAGCAGAAUGUCAAGAACAAUGAGCGGAUUUUACAAGUUAUGAAGAAUCCACAAAUCAAUAUCAUUAUAAUGGAUGUCCGUAAGUUGGAAAUAGGAAAUUUUACACCAUGGGCCGUCGGUGGAGAACAGCUUCGCAUAAACACCCAGUCAAUAACAUGGAAACAGACAAAGGAGAACACUGUCCCGGUAUCCCGCUGCUCAGACCCGUGUUUACCUGGAAGCCGGAAAAUGGCGAGACCAACAAUUCACACCUGCUGCUAUGACUGCGUCCCAUGUUCAGAAGGAGAGAUAUCCAAUAUAACCGAUUCUGACAGCUGCAUUAAAUGCCAAAGUGAUGAAUGGCCUAAUGAGAAGAGAGACCGAUGCCGGCCCAAAGUAGUGGAAUUCAUCUCUUACCAGAACGACACCAUUGCUUCUGUCUUCUCCUGUGUCUCGGUCUUCGGAUGUCUUGUGACCGGCUUCAUAUUUGGAAUAUUUAUUUUCUAUCGAGACACUCCUAUUGUUAAAGCCAAUAACCGGAACCUGAGUUACCUCCUCCUGGUCUCCAUCAUCCUCAGCUUCCUCUCUGUCUUCUUGUUUCUGGGUCGUCCCAAUGAUGUGACUUGUAGAUUACGUGAAACCAGUUUUGGAAUCUUCUUCUCAGUAGCCGUCUCUUCACUUCUCGCCAAGACUGUGAUGGUUUGUGUUGCUUUUAAGUCCACCAAGCCUGGAAGCCCUUGGAGAAAAUGGCUCAGUGUGAAACUACCAUAUACCAUAGUGUCAUUGUGUUCAUCCUUUCAAGCUGUAAUCUGUGUUAUCUGGUUGUCUAUUUCUCCUCCAUUCCAGGACCUGGACACUGACUCUUAUCCUGGAAAAAUCAUCAUUCAGUGUAAUGAAGGCUCAGAUAUCUGGUUCUACUCCAUGUUGGGUUAUCUGGGGCUCCUGGCAGCUGUGAGCCUUGUUCUGGCUUUCAUGGUGAGGACAUUACCGGACAGUUUUAAUGAGGCCAAGUACAUCACCUUCAGCAUGCUGGUGUUCUGCAGCGUCUGGAUCUCCAUGAUCCCGGCUUAUCUGAGCACCAGAGGAAAGAACAUGGUGGCUGUGGAGAUAUUUGCAGUAAUGGCUUCCAGUGCUGGACUUUUAGGUUGUGUGUUUUUCCCAAAAUGUUUUAUUAUUUUGUUUAAAUCUGAAAUGAACAGAAAAGCUGACCUGCUGGGGAAAAGAAUGAACUAA